AUGUCAGCAAACGAGAGAAGAAGACAUGUUGGUGAUCUGGAAUGUGGGGGAGGAGUUUGGCUUCAAAAUGUGAGGCAGUUCAAGUACUUGGGUUCGCUUCUCAAUAGUGAGAACAAGGUACGAGCGGACGUGGAAAGCAGGAUUUUAGCUGCAAACAAGGCGUACUUUGUCCACAUGAAACUAAUGAAGUCAAAGCUCUUAUCACGCAUGUCUAAGCUGCGGCUAUACAAAACACUGAUCAGACCAGUGGCCACCUAUGGUGCUGAGACGUGGACGCUGACUAGUAGAGAAGAGCAAGCAUUGCGUGUUUUUGAGAGAAAAAUUGUAAGGCGUAUCAUGGGACCAGUCAGGACAGAAUAUGGGUGGCGUAUCAGAAAUAAUGAAGAGAUUGCCAAUUUCAUGGGACCAGAAGAUAUUGUACGAGUUAUAAAGGCGCAACGCUUGAGAUGGUUGGGGCAUGUCCAGAGAAUGGAGCACUGCAGACUACCGCAUAAGUUGUUAAAAAGUAAAAUGAUUGGUACGCGUAGAAGAGGAAGGCCCAGGAGGAGAUGGCUGGAGGAUGUGAGUGCCGAUUUUUGUUUUGGGCAUCAGAGGAUGGGAGAAUGUGGCGGAGAGGAGAGACGAUUGGAGGCGAAUUGUGCAGGAGGCCAAGGUCCACAUCGGACUGUAGCGCCAAUGAAAGUAAAGUAA
Molecule: messenger RNA, 690 nt
Organism: Nilaparvata lugens (brown planthopper)
Lineage: Eukaryota; Metazoa; Arthropoda; Insecta; Hemiptera; Delphacidae
Exons: 1
Coding region: 1-690 (229 amino acids)
Source: RefSeq, a predicted model, not a curated record